This is a messenger RNA of Planococcus citri (citrus mealybug), 4797 nucleotides long. It is a transcript of the gene sl, whose product is annotated as small wing phospholipase C gamma 1. Lineage: Eukaryota; Metazoa; Arthropoda; Insecta; Hemiptera; Pseudococcidae. The record is from RefSeq and is a predicted model, not a curated record. Gene Ontology annotation, biological process: positive regulation of epithelial cell migration; phosphatidylinositol-mediated signaling; release of sequestered calcium ion into cytosol. Gene Ontology annotation, molecular function: calcium ion binding; phosphatidylinositol-4,5-bisphosphate phospholipase C activity; protein binding. The coding region runs from base 364 to 4044 and encodes 1226 amino acids. The transcript is spliced from 23 exons.
ACAAGAAAAAUUAACCUUGUGCGAUGGUUCGUCAGUUUCAUUAUCAGAGCAAAAUAUCAUAGAUAAGUACAAUUUCUCUGAAAUUUUCUCGAUUCUCGCAAAUCCGAAUGUGAUGCAGACAAUAAAAUAUUGCCAUUACCGACGAUGGUGCUAUAAAUCGUCCAAGUUUGAAAUACGAAUGUUCCUGGUUUGUGAAACCGAGACGUGAUAUCCUGUUCGAAUACCUGUUGACAUUCGGAUCCGAAUGAAGAGCUGAAGAAAAUCCGUUAAUCGCUCGUCGUUUUACUGUUCUCGUCGUUCAACGAAAAUGCUCCAGCUGUAAAGUGCACGCAUCGAGAAGACGUACAAACAUAGUCUCAAAAGAUGGCCAUGAUGAACGGUUUCAUUGGAAGUUUCAUUCCCGAAAUGGAACAGAUCAUCAGUCAGCUGGAACGAGGAACCAUAAUCACCAGGUUUUAUCCUCGAAAAAAACCCGAAAGGAAAACAUUAUCUAUUCGUCGUGAAACUAGACAGUUACUAUGGACUAGAACUGCUUCACGUUCUCACGAAGGAUCGAUUGAAAUGAGAGAAGUUAAAGAAAUACGAUUGGGUAAAUUUUCCAAAGAUUUCGACAAAUGGCCCGAGGAAUCGAAAAAAAUCGACAAUUUGAGGUGUUUCGUGAUAUUUUACGGAUCCGAAUUCAAAUUAAAAGUAUUCUCCGUGGCAGCUUUGUCGGAAAAAGAAUGCGAGCUGUGGUUAAGAGGAUUAGAGAAUUUAAUCUUGGACACGGUAAAUUCGCCGUUUCCUCUUCAAGUAGAACGUUGGCUAAGAAAAGAAUUUUACAAUAUGGAACCAAUGCGAGAAGUCGUUUCGAUGAAAGACAUCAAAUCGUUCUUACCGAGAGUCAACUGUAAAAUUUCUACGUCGAAGCUUCGCGAAUAUUUUCAAGAAGUAGAUACGAAAAAACGUAAUGAAAUUACAUUCGACGAAUUCGUAACUUUUUACCAAAAAUUAAUGUUCGAUGACAAUAUUUUCCAAGAUAUAUGUUCUCCAUUUUGUGACGGCAAUGAUACGAUCAGCGCUAAAGGAUUAACAAAAUUUCUGUUGGAAAUUCAAGGUGAAAGGAACAUAACCGAAAGACAAGUUGCUCGUCAUAUGAGAGAAUAUUUACAGGAUAAUCAAAGAGAUGUUCCCGACCCAUACUUCACCGUGACCGAAUUCAUGGACUUUUUAUUUUCAAGACAAAACGACAUUUGGGAUCAGCGGUACGACGAAGUUGUUCAAGAUAUGACCCGGCCAUUAUCUCAUUAUUGGAUUUCGAGCUCUCAUAACACGUACUUGACCGGCGAUCAGUUCUCGAGCGAAAGUUCGGUUGAAGCUUACGCGAGGUGCUUAAGACUAGGUUGUCGAUGUAUAGAACUGGAUUGUUGGGAUGGUCCGGAAGGAUUACCAAUCAUCUAUCACGGUCAUACGUUGACUACGAGAAUCAAAUUUAUGGACGUUAUUAAUACAAUCAAAGAGCACGCUUUCACAACAUCGCCGUAUCCGGUUAUUUUAUCUAUCGAAGAUAAUUGUUCGUUACAACAACAAAGAACCAUGGCGAACGCGAUGCAAGAAGUGUUCGGCGACCUAUUACUGACGCAGCCGGUCGAUAAAAAUGAAACAAAAUUACCAUCGCCCCAUCAGCUGAAGAAUAAAAUUAUUUUAAAGCAUAAAAAGUUACCCGAAGGCACCGAAGAAGAUUCGGUUUGUGUUCAGAGUGAAGACGAUAUGGAUUUAAGAAACACCGUCAGAAACGGAGUGUUAUAUUUACAAGAUCCCCUCGAGAAGCAGUGGAAUCCGCAUUUUUUUGUGCUGACGCGAAAUAAGUUGUAUUACACGGAAUGCGUUAACGGGCAAAAUGAUCUAGAAACUGAGGACGAUACGGACACCGAAAGCGAGAUCAGCACCUCUUCUUGUUCUAGCAGAGUCCGAGAAGGCAUACCAAACGACGAGUUACACUACGGCGAAGAAUGGUUUCACGGUAAAUUACCCGGUGGUCGUGACGAAGCCAAAGAUUUACUUCGACAUUACUCGCAUCUUGGAGAUGGUACAUUUUUAGUCAGAGAAAGCGAAACUUUUGUCGGCGAUUAUUCGUUAUCGUUUUGGCGUCAAGAUAAAGUCAAUCAUUGUCGUAUCAAAUCCAAGACGGAAAAAGGAAAAACCAAAUAUUUUCUUAUUGAAAGUGCCUGUUUCGACAGUUUAUACAAUUUAAUAGCGUACUACAGAAUGAAUUCUCUAAGAAGUCAAGAAUUCCAUAUAACUUUAAAAGAGCCAGUUCCUCAACCAAAGAAACACGAAGGCAAAGAAUGGUAUCUCUCACACGCAUCGCGAGCUCAUGCCGAAGAUUUAUUGAAAAAAGUGCCUCACGAUGGCGCUUUCCUAGUUCGACCUAGCGAUAAAGAACAAAAUACCUACGUCAUUUCGUUCAGAGCCGAAAAGAAUAUCAAACAUUGUCGUAUCAGAGUAGAUGGACGUUUGUACACUGUUGGCAGUAUGCAGUUCGAAAGUUUAGUGGACUUGAUCGGUUACUACGAAAAACAUCCUCUGUUCAAGAAAAUCAAAUUGUGGUAUCCCGUUAACGAAACCGUCGUGCAACGAAAUUUUCAGGGCUUUGACGAUGAUACGGUAUCAGGAACUCCAGGGUACAUGGAUCCAUCGUGCUUCAUCUCAAAGGUUACCGUAAAAGCGAUCUACGAUUACACAGCUUUACAUCCGGACGAAUUGUCAUUUUGUAAGCACGCGGUUAUUACGAACGUGGACAAACAAGAAGGUGGUUGGUGGCGUGGCGAUUACGGCGGUAAACAGCAACACUGGUUUCCUUCGAAUUACGUCGAAGAAAUCGAACCGCAACAAGAACGCGAAGAUUCGUCUGGUGAUUCGCAAGUGUUGGGCAGUCUUCAGAAAGGUAGCCUGGAUGUUAUGGGAGCGGUAGUGGAUAUCGUUAGCAGCGGAUUUUCCGAACUAGAUUCUCUUUUACGUAUACAGAAUCCGAACAUGUGUACUACUUUCGAAGUGGCCGCUGAAACGUACAACGAAGCUCAUCAAUGGAUGCAAAGUAUCAUCGAAACGGCGCAAAAUGCUAGCGCUAGGGAAAACCAUCAUAAAGAAAUGGAACGAGCUUGGAGAGUAGCCAAAGAAAUGUCUAAUUUGAUCAUAUAUUGUCGUUCGGUAACGUUCAACGUCGAACGAAUCAAACAAGCAAAUUAUAUUUAUAACGAAAUGUCUUCGUUUCCCGAAACGAAAGCUGAAAAGCUUAUGUGUCAGCAAGAAAGUAAAUUAUUCCUACGAUAUCACAAGUACCAAAUUAGUCGAGUUUAUCCGAAAGGACAAAGAAUAGAUUCGUCGAAUUACAAUCCGAUACCGAUGUGGAAUUACGGUAGUCAAAUGGUCGCUUUGAACUGGCAAACUCCCGACAAAGCGAUGCAAAUCAAUCAAGCCAAGUUCAUGUUCAACGGAAGUUGCGGAUACGUAUUGAAACCAGAUUGUAUGUUUCGCGAAAGUUUCGAUCCAGCAGAUGCGAGUACUUUGGGCAACGAUACGAAGAGUAAAUACGUUUUGUUGAAAAUAAUCGGCGCUCGUCACUUGGGUCGUUCUGGUCGCAGUACUACUAGUCCAUCAGUUGAAGUGGAAAUCUUAGGAGCCGAUUACGAUUCUGGAAUUAAACUCACCACGAGAACUAUUUCCGAUAAUGGAUUAAAUCCUAUUUGGAACGAAAGUUGCGAGUUCGAAGUGAGAUUUCCAGAUAUUGCGAUGAUUCGAUUUGUUGUUCAAGAUGAAGAUAUGUUUGGCGAUACGAAUUUCAUCGGCCAAGCUACUUAUCCGUUAACAUCCAUCAGAACGGGAUAUCGUAGCGUUCCGUUGAAAAACGGAUAUUCAGAAGACCUCGAAUUGUCUUCCCUUCUAGUCUACGUUUCAAUAAAAACCAUAGACAGAUUUCCGAACAGUAUUUCAUCAGGACAUCCGUUCAGUUUGAAAACCUACGGUAGAUCGAACGACCUUAAAACCUAUCCUCCUUUAAUGUAAUCGGUUCUCAUUUACAAUAACUUCAUAAGUUGAAUACAUUCUGAAACGAUGCUUAGCGAUAUCGUAUUCUGUAUUAAUAAUUAUUAGGCUGUAACUGUUUGUUUGAGACAUGUUAAAUUAUUUUUCUUUCGAGUUGUUCAUCAUUUUGCUCAAUUUUCGAGAAUUAAUACCGUUGAAUAUUACGUAGUGAGAUUUGUUUUAUACAUUCGAUUUUAUACUUUUUUAUUGUUAUUUUAUACCUGUAUUACCUAUUCGAUUAUCAAUUUAUUUUCAAAAUGGUGAAUAUUUGUUGUAUUUAGAAUUUGUAAAUAAGUUGUUUUUCAACGCGUACCUAUUUUAUAUACCUAUCUGCGAUUUUCCAUUUUUAAAUGUGUUUUGUGUACGUUUUUCAUAGGAGUAAAAAUUAAAGAAGCGAACUGCUGCCUUAGUCAAUUCAAUAUGGGCAUGAGCCGUCUGGGUACUAAAAUUAUUACAUACAACAAAUACCUUAGUACUCAUCACAGUCAUCUGGAGUAUUUGGUUCAUUUUUUACUCCCAAAAUACAGAAGACAAUAGGUACAUUGGAUAUUUUUUAUUCCAUAAUGCUAGGAUCAGUUUACAUAUAGUAUUAGUAUGUGCUUAUAAUUAUGUAAAUGUACGCGCCAAUACAGAAAAUGCGUGUCUUCCGUUUCUCCACCAUUUCCAUUUUAAUAUGUACUUCGGUAUAGUGUUGUUUGAUUUAUAUUUAUUUAAAAAUACAUAUUUUGUUGAAAA